Molecule: messenger RNA, 691 nt
Organism: Spinacia oleracea (spinach)
Lineage: Eukaryota; Viridiplantae; Streptophyta; Magnoliopsida; Caryophyllales; Amaranthaceae
Product: non-specific lipid-transfer protein 1-like
Biological process (GO): lipid transport
Molecular function (GO): lipid binding
Source: RefSeq, a predicted model, not a curated record
AACUCCUGAACCAUAUAUCAACUGCCAAUUAAUUCAAGAGAGCAUUAUAUCCUUUAACACAGCCACAUUCUCUUAGACCAAUAUAAUGGAUAGCUCUGCUGUUGUUGUUAAGUUAGGUUGUGCACUCUUGAUCAUGUGCAUGUUGAUGCAUGUUGAGGCUGCUGUAACUUGUGGACAGGUUACCAGUAGCCUAGCACCAUGCAUAGGAUACCUUGAGGGAAACGGAAGUCCAUCCCCGGCUAAAGCUUGCUGUGGUGGGAUUAAGUCCCUUAACAGUAUGGCUUCCACCCCAGAUGAUAGGAAAGCUGCUUGCGGAUGCCUAAAGUCUGCGGCUGCUUCUGUUAAGGGUAUUAACUAUUCCGCAGCAAGUUCCCUUCCUGCUAAAUGUGGUGUCAACAUUCCCUACCCAUUUAGCACCUCAACCGACUGUUCUAAGAUUAACUAGACAGUAGUUAUCUGAGCUUCAGGCGACAGAGAACUAGAGAAGUAUCUAUGUGCUAUCAUAUGUCAGUACUCAGUAGUAGUACGUGUGUAUAAUAAGACUGAGUCUUGAUAGUGAUGAGACUCCUCCACCCGUUCAUUUGAGUACGUCCUCAUAGUGAUCACACGACUCCACGAGUCGCUUGUAUUUUGCUAUUUCAUGUAUUGUAUGUUUCAAUUCUACUUAAUUAUGACUUCGGUUUUCUAAGUA